UCACGUGGGCGGUUCCCGAGCAGAGGGACGGAGAGCAGCAACCAACAUGGAGGCCGCGGCUGCGCUCGGCGCCUGGACGGAGGACAAGGAGAGGGCGCUCAUUGCGUUUUUCUCCCAACACAGCUGCCUCUGGAACCCCAAAUCCAAGAGCUACAAGGACCGCCAGGUGAGGUGGAAAACUCUGGAGCACCUGAGGAUCCUGCUGUCAGCGCACCCUCCACCUGUUCCUUUCACAGUGGACGACAUCAAGAACAAGUUCAAGAACCUGCGCACCACGUUCCAGCGGCAGCACAAACUGGUGAAGGCUGGCGCGGCGCCAGGCUCGGACGCCGCCUUCGUGUCGCCGUGGAAACACUACCAGCAGAUGAUGUUCCUGCAGAGCUGCUGCGACCAGGAGGAGGCUCCGGACCAGCCGGCGGGCCAGCAGGAGCAGCAGGAGCCUGUCCUGCCCUCCCCCGGCCUCCUCAUCUCCAUCCUCCCCUCCUCCUCGUCCUCCUGCUCCUCCUCCGGCGCCUCCGCCAAGUGUUACUGGACAGAGGAGAAGGAGCGGGAGCUGAUCUCCUUCUACGCCGAGCACAGCUGCUUGUGGAAGAAGAAAUGUGAAAACCGCAACAAUCGCCAGCUGAGACUGAGAACCCUGGAGGCUCUGAGGGUCCAGCUGUCGGAACGACACCCCGCCUCCUUCACAGUGGAGGACAUCAAGAGCAAGUUCAAGAACCUUCGCACCGUCUUCAACCGUGAGCACAAGGCGGUGAGGGCCAGCGAGGCGUCGGCCUUCCACAGACUCUACGUGUCCAAGUGGAAACAUUACCAGCAACUGCUGUUCCUGAGCGACGCCGACGACCCCGACCCCGACCCCGACCCCGAGGACGCCGACGGCCCGCGGACGCUGCUGACGCCGCAGGAGGAGGAUGUGGACUGUGGAGAGCGAGCGCCCUCCUCCACGCUGAGCGGCUUCCCCUCUGGCGGCGACCAAUCCGACGUCGAGUUCAGCACGUCGACUCCGCCCAGCUUCACGCCCCCCUCCCCCACCUCCGCUCAGAGCGACGCCAAACCCGCCGCCGCCGCUCCGUUCCAGCUCUACAUCCUGACGCCUGCAGAGAGUCUGAAAGUCGCCGGCCAGGUCGCCCCUCCCCCCCUCCCCGUCUCUCUGUCCGGGUCGACGCCGCCAGACGCCAAAACGAAGCCCAACGACACAAGCCCCUCCCCCCUGAGCUUCUCUGGAUUAGGCCCCGCCCAGCUGGACGGUUGCCAGUGGACUGAGGCCAAAGUCCGUCAGCUGAUAUCGUUUUACUCCGAGCACAGCUGCCUGUGGAACCACCGGUCUGAGAGCUACAGGAACCGGCAGCUGAGGCAGAGCAGCAUGGAGACGCUGAGCCGCCUGCUGUCCCAGGACCAGCCCGCACCUUUCACAGUCGACGACAUCAAGACAAAGUUCCGGAACCUGCGCACCAUCUUCCAGCGGGAGCACCGGGCAGCGAGCUCCAACAAAACGUGCGGCUCGGAGGACUUCUACCUGCCCAAGUGGAAGCACUACCGCCAGCUGAUGUUCCUGUGCGACUCCUGCGACGAGGACGACGGCGCCGAGGAGACGCCGCGAUUCAGCGGGCCGCUGGAUGGCGUCUUCGUCCCAGAGGACCACGCCUCCCCUCCCCUCCUGCGCCGCCGUGCCUACGCCGACCAAGACGCCGCCAACCUGAACGUCACAUCGCCUCCCUCGCCGACCCCCCCCGCCUCGCAGCGUUCCUCCCCCUCCCCCUCCUCCUCCCCCUCCACCUGCUCCUCCCGGGUUUCUGGACACAAACGGCCGACCCGCCCGGCGCCGGCCGCCGCGGAGGCGUUUGAUUUCAUGAGGAGCUUCUAUCAGAGCGCGGUGGUUUCUCCGCACGCCGGCUUCCUCAAGUACGUGGAGGAGUGCCUGAACGAGGCGCCGCCCGACAAAGUGAAGAAGCUGAAGAUGAAGAUCAUCGAGACGAUCCACAGCGCGGCGGAGGAACCGUAGCCUCCGACACGGACCGGUUCACGUUUUUACCCUCUACGACCUUUGACCUGCAGGCGACUUUAAAAAACUGAUCACAGGUCAGAGGGAAACGAACUCGACCUGAAACCUGAAACCUCCCGGGACGUCCGGCUGCAUGUCUAAGGGUCAUUUCAGAUUUUUUUGAAGUGCGGUCCUAUUUCUCAACCUCAGAACUCCUGUAUUCCUGCGCAUGAGUGCCGCUGUGCCGCUCGCUGUAUCACGCCGCCCGCAGAGCCGCUGCCGGCUCAGAGUCUCUGCGGCUUUUAGAGGAGACACCAAAAAUACAGGAAGAUAAAAAAGAGGGAUGAUGACAGGAACCAGAGCAGAAGAAGAAGAAGAACGUCUGCAGGUGGAGAGGCUGUAUGGUGGAGGAAGUGUAGUGCCAAAGGAGCGUCUGACGGCGAGGUGAAGCGGUGAAAAUAUUCUAAAUAAGGCGUAAACUGAUGCUGAUGUUUUCAAAGUGUCGAAAAGCUGCAGGACGUCCGGUCCAGUUUCUCCAGACUGGAGACGCUCCGACCACCGCACCGCAAAAAAUCUGGAAUAACCCUUUAAUCCAAGGAUCUGGAAACGUUUGGACAAGAGUCUCUGCUUGCAAUAAUAAAAUAGGAUAUAGGAUAUUUUUUUUACCUUUCAAAUACUGAUUUUGAUUUGAUUUUUAUAAUUUAUUCAAGUGCAUUAUCGUAGUCCCUGUCCUUAUAAAUCACUAUAUUUAUAUCGUUUAGUAAGGGACUCUGUGCUUUCUGUAAUCUGUAACAGGAUUAAAACUGUCAUGUUCAAUCUAACAAACUUCCUCCAAAACUUAAACAUCAAAUAUUAUUACAAUCCAAAAAACCCCAAUAUCCCAAUAAAAAGCAUCAUUAACUUUG
Myripristis murdjan (pinecone soldierfish) is the source of this 2886-nucleotide messenger RNA. RefSeq lists its product as uncharacterized. Bases 47 to 2002 code for a protein of 651 amino acids. The transcript has 7 exons. The record is from RefSeq and is a predicted model, not a curated record. Lineage: Eukaryota; Metazoa; Chordata; Actinopteri; Holocentriformes; Holocentridae.